Molecule: messenger RNA, 1665 nt
Organism: Fonsecaea multimorphosa CBS 102226
Lineage: Eukaryota; Fungi; Ascomycota; Eurotiomycetes; Chaetothyriales; Herpotrichiellaceae
Exons: 2
Coding region: 1-1665 (554 amino acids)
Source: RefSeq, a predicted model, not a curated record
AUGUCAGUGCAAGAGUCCAAGACCAAGACGAUCGUGGUUGAGCUGUAUACUCCGUCAGACCAGCAGCCGCCGUGGCCAGCACUAGGUACUGCCCGCAGCAUCGCAAUCUUCUCGGGAUCUGAUGAGUCGUUUGAGUUCGCUCGCAAUUGUAUCCAAGACUGCAUGUCGAACGCGACACAUGGCGCAUGCCGGAAAUCUUCCCAGAUCACACUCCCGACGCGACUCAUAGAUGUCCAAGGCAACGACCAGGACAUAAGGCUUGUCGAGCUGAGCGGAAAGAAGGUCGAGUAUAUUACACUAAGCUACUGCUGGGGUCCCGGCUCAGCAGUGACAACGACAAGCACGAACUUGAGCCAAAUGCGAGAAAGGAUCGAUUGGGAUACCUUGCCGGUCCUGUUUCAGGACGCCAUCACGAUCACGCGCCGGCUGAACAUCAGCUAUCUGUGGAUCGACGGCCUAUGCAUCAUCCAAGAUGACAAAAAGGACUGGGAAACUGAAUCCUCCAAGAUGAGCGACAUCUAUGAGGCCUCGUACGUAACAAUCGCCGCAGACACUUGUAAGAACAAUACUCAUCGCUGUCUGGUACACCGCCCGAAACGCCUGCGCCUUGAAUACCGGAACACGCGGGGCAAGGCGUUUACAAUCAAAGCGCGAAAAGUUUCCAACCACCACGAAGCACCGGAGGAGGAUUUGGCCUUCCAAGCGCAAGGGCCCUUGAGUGCUCGAGCUUGGGCAUUGCAGGAGAACGUGCUAUCCCCACGUAUUCUGCACUAUACAGAGACCGAGCUCACGUUUGAGUGCCGUACUGCAUACCGUUGCGAGUGCAAUCCCAUUCCAAAGAGAGAAGCUACAACUCCAGGCCUAUUACCCAAACUGCUCUUGUCGACGAAACAGCGUACCAAGGUAUUCAGAAACUGGCACCGCAUCGUCGCACAGUACACCCUCCGGAAGCUGACCGUGGCAUCUGACAAGCUUCCGGCGAUUUCAGGUAUUGCAAAGAAGGUCUCAACUGCCACCGACUCCGCUUAUCUUGCGGGGCUGUGGAACGACAAUCUGAUCGAGGACUUACUGUGGGCUUCUGGACCGCAUCUCGAAUCGCCGCACCUCGCCCGGAGAUUGAAUGAGUACCGUGCGCCGAGCUUUUCAUGGGCCUCGGUAGACACUCAGAUCCAGCCUUUUGAGGAGAGGGAGGGCGAGAACGUCGAGUUGAGUCCCCACAUCUCGAUUGCGCAAACCUCGUGCACUGUUUCUGGCCUCAACCCGCUAGGUGCGGUUACGGACGGGUUCAUUGAUCUUUGCGGACCUGUGGCAGAAGCGACAUUGGUGGCUCCGACACGCUACGAAUUCGAGUACCACUUAGUGAUGACCAGUGGCACGACUGCUGUGGGCAUCUCCCCAGACUCUCUGUUGGUGCAGGACCCGGUCGAGGACACCACAGUGUCACAACAAGGGACUGUACGGCGUGGGAAAGAGGGAGAGAGCUACAAUCCUUUCAAAGCACGGGUAUGGUGCCUUGUCGUCGCGGGCCAUUCCCACGGCUGCAUCUCAGGCCUCGUCUUGACAAAGUCGUUGCGAGUCCCUGGGGCUUAUGAACGAAUAGGCUAUUUUAGCUGUGGAAACGACUGGCUGACCGGGGCAAACAAGCAGGAGAUUCGAAUUGUGUGA